UGUCUGAAUUGGCAAACUGUAAUAAGUAAUGGGUAACUAAAAUUGUCCCUCGGCGCACACCGUACCCAUAACAUCAGUCCCGCAGUGCUAUGCAUUAGCUAAGCGCUCUCUGACAAUAACCGCUACCAGCUAUCUUGGACAUUGUUGACUGCCCAGCCUGCAAGUCUCCAGCUCAUCAACAUGGUCAACGUCCUAAAGGGUGUUCUGGUUGAAUGUGAUCCUGCCAUGAAACAGUUCCUCCUUUACCUGGAUGAGACGUCGGCCCUGGGAAAGAAGUUCAUCAUCCAGGACCUCGAUGACACACACGUCUUCAUCCUGGCUGAAGUGGUUCAGAUACUGCAGGAGCGAGUUGGCGAGUUAAUGGACCAAAACUCAUUCCCUAUCACCCAGAAAUGAGAGACUCAGCUUCUUGUUCUAAUCAAAUCUUCCAGGACUUCUAAUAACUUGUGAAUUGAUGGUUUUGUACAUGAACAUGAUUUGACUGACAUGGGACGAAACAUGUGGUUUUGAUAACAUUGAUGUGAAAUGUCGACAUAAACAACCCCUUAUUGUGAGUUUACUGCUU
Molecule: messenger RNA, 565 nt
Organism: Myripristis murdjan (pinecone soldierfish)
Lineage: Eukaryota; Metazoa; Chordata; Actinopteri; Holocentriformes; Holocentridae
Gene: gtf2h5
Product: general transcription factor IIH, polypeptide 5
Exons: 3
Coding region: 181-396 (71 amino acids)
Biological process (GO): nucleotide-excision repair, preincision complex assembly; nucleotide-excision repair; transcription by RNA polymerase II
Cellular component (GO): transcription factor TFIIH holo complex; transcription factor TFIIH core complex
Source: RefSeq, a predicted model, not a curated record